This is a messenger RNA of Penicillium arizonense, 1215 nucleotides long. RefSeq lists its product as uncharacterized. The transcript has a single exon. The record is from RefSeq and is a predicted model, not a curated record. Bases 1 to 1215 code for a protein of 404 amino acids. Gene Ontology annotation, molecular function: oxidoreductase activity. Lineage: Eukaryota; Fungi; Ascomycota; Eurotiomycetes; Eurotiales; Aspergillaceae.
AUGGGCUCUAUACCAACAGCUGCCCCAAGGCGCGGAAAAUUCAAUUAUGUCCCACGAGGCACCACCCCAAUCCCAGCAGCAUCACCUUUGGCUCUGCCUGCUCUAUCAAACUUCAAUGAAUCUGGUUUUCUAUCUGUGACAGACCUUCGGCCUUCUUUAGAGCUUGGCGAUGAUUCUCCCUAUAAGCUUUCCAGUCAUUGUUUCACUGCUCGUCAUCAUGUCUCGAGACUUAAUUCAGCCCCAUACGACCGUUCAAGUUGGAACGAUGAAAAGUUACUGAGGGAGAUAUACAUCCCAGAAGUCGAGCAUCUUCUCAAAAGCGUUACAGGUUGUAAAACUGUUGUGACAACAGGGGUGGUCCUCAGAAGCGAGCUGUACUCCGAGUCUGUGGCCCCUCGGACAGAGGAGAAAUCUUGUCAACAAAACGAAGGCGAAGUUCCUUUGAACCUUCCUCGAGAGCCUUGUGCAGGUGUAUUUGGAACGAAACCUGGCAACUCCGCGUCCCCGGCCCCAAAGGUACACAUUGACGUGACGCCUUUGGGCGCCCGGCUUUAUAUUCGAAAGCAUCAUAGAGACUUGGCUUUGGCAGCAGAAGCAGUGAUUGAAGCUGAGAACAAAUUGCUCAGUGCUGGUGUUGACUGGAAUGAUCUCAAAAAUCAUUAUAGAGGAAAGGAUAGCGAGGAGGAGCAGAUUCCACGCUUUGCUUACUUCUCCGUCUGGCGCCCUCUCAAGACUGUCACUCGAGACCCCCUUGGCGUUGCACCAUCUUAUACGUUUCCAAAGUCUGACUACGUCCCUGUCGGAGUCUUGGACAGGUGCCUCGACAGUGAGAUCCCUUCUCAACUUUUCAAAACAAUUCGUCCUGCCCAACAAAGCCCUCAAGAUCCGGAAAAGCCAAUCCAAAACGAAACCGUGGAAGAUGAAUGCAAAUUGGGACCUUUUCAAACUUGGGCUUAUUCAGCGUACGGACCGCGCGAUAUAGAAGGGAAAACACACAAUUGGCAUUUCAUAUCUGACCAGAAUCCUUCUGAAGUCCUCAUUAUACAAUUCUUUGACAACGAGAUGGAAGCUACUGUCCGAGCGCCACAGGAUAUCACGGAUACGUCCCCAGGAAUAGCAGCUUGCGGUGCCUUUCACAGCUCAUUUGAGCUUGAAGGCCAAGAGGAACGGGAUAACAGAGAGAGCCUAGAGGUUAGAUGCUUUGCAUUCUGGUAA